Passer domesticus (house sparrow) is the source of this 4882-nucleotide messenger RNA. RefSeq names its product BTG3 associated nuclear protein (gene BANP). Bases 2686 to 4221 code for a protein of 511 amino acids. The transcript has 13 exons. NCBI's taxonomy places the organism in Eukaryota, Metazoa, Chordata, Aves, Passeriformes, Passeridae. Gene Ontology annotation, biological process: protein localization to nucleus; negative regulation of protein catabolic process. The record is from RefSeq and is a predicted model, not a curated record. Gene Ontology annotation, molecular function: DNA binding.
GCCGCCCCCCGGCCGCCCGCACGGCCCCGCACGGGCGACACCGAGCACACACCGCGCCCCCGCCGGGCUCCCCGGGCCGCGAGCCGGCCGGGAGGGAGCGGCCGAGGGCGGGGGGGCCGCGCGCCCCCCUCCGCCUGCCCCCCGCCGCCCUCACGGGGGUCGCCCGUGGUUCGAGGUCGGGGAGGAAGCGCUCCCCGUGAGGACGCUGAGGCCCUGGCACGGCGUGCCCGCUGCGGCUGCCCCUGCAUCCCUGGCAGUGCCCGAGGCCAGGUGGACAGGGCUCGCAGCAGCCUGGGAUGGUGGAAGGUGUCCGUGCCACGGCAGGGGUGGAACGGGAUGAGCCCUCGUGUCCCUUCCACCCACAGGUUUGGCGCUGCCCCGCUGCCCGGUGCCGGGCUCGGUGUCCCGGCGUGCCCCCGGGAUGCGUUUGGAGGCUCGGGCUGGGCUGGGAGCGCUCCUCCCUGGUGCAGCAGGGGCCGGACAGGGACAGGGACCAGCCCCGUGCGUGCUCCUGCAGUGCCUGACAGGGAUCCCGCAUCCAUAGCAGGCUUGGUGCCUUCUGUCCUCCUCCUUCCCGCCGGCUGUUUGACAUUGAGCGCUUUCCAGGGGAGGUUGAGAAGGAAUUCUUCCCUGUGCGGGUGCUGAGGCUCUGGCACAGCUUUCCCUGGAGCUGCCCCUGCAUCCCUGGCAGCGCCAAGGCCGGGCUGGACGGGGCUUGGAGCAGCCUGGGAUGGUGGAAGGUGUCCCUGCCCAUGGAUGGGGGUGGAACGAGAUCAGCUUUAAGGUCCUUUCCCACCCAGACUAUUCCAGGAUUCUCUCAACACACUCGGUAUCCCUAUACCCUUAUUUGCAAUUCAAGUGUUGCCUCCUUUUUCUUUCCCACCCCCCCUCUUUUUUUUUUUUUGUUUUAUUUUUAAAUCCAUCCACAGUGGCAAGUUGUGUACUUCACCAAAUAUAGUAAUUUUAUCCUGCUAUGGCACAGAUAGUUUAUGGAUCAGUUUAUUUUUGGAGCUCUCCAGGGAAGACUUUUUGAAGUAAACAAGGCUUAUUAGCAACUGAGAGAUUGCUUUGGUGGAAGCAGCUUUAAAAUGGUAUUUUGGAGUGUUUUUUGGUGCUUUCUUGCCUUCUCUGUGAGGUUAUCUGAGGUGUGGUGCCCUGUUGAUACCAAGAGGCAAACCUGAUAUUAGUAUAACUUCAAAUAUUUCAACCCAGAUUUUGAAACAUCAAACAAAAAAAGUGCUUGAAUUUCAUAGCAGUGACUCUUGAAACAGAGAGUUUUCCCUGUUAGGAAGUUUUUGCAUAUAUGUUUGUAUAUAUAUUAAGUAGUUGUUUAUAGAAAUGCACCAGAAUAACAAGACUUUGAUUUUUCCCAUCAUUAAAUGGAAGCAGUUCCAUUUUCAGUAAUAGAUGUUAGGAAGAAAGAUUAAUUAAUUUAUUGAGAGAAUAAAAAGAUGGAGGUUGGAUUUGGGAAACAUUCCAUCUUCUCCAGAGGACACAAACAUUUUAGAACUUUGCUUUUUCCAUUUAUCAUCUUUUCUACAGCUGGGUUUUCUGAGUCACCCAGCCAUGUGAAAGUUGUGUGGUUCCAGAGCAGGUGCUGAUUAAGGUUCUUUUAAAGGACUAAUUGAUUAAUAACAUCCAGAGUAAUUUAAUAAAACCAUUAGGGGUGUGGUGCUAAUUAGCACUGCUCACAGCUGCAGCUUCCAGAGGCACCUGCUCCAAGAACUCAGUUUGGAAAAGGCUCCUUUCCUGCCCGUGCUGCUUUUACCUUCCCUUUUCUGCAAUUUUGGGUGGUCAGGUGAGGAGAAUGAGCUCAGAGCUGCUGAUGGUGGCUUUACCUCGGCUUGGGAGGGAGUUGGGGUGGGAUUCACACCCAGGGAACUCCAGGGAGAGGCUCCUGUUUGCCAGGGCUCGAGUUUGCCUCUGGUUUUUCUCUUGAGCUUCCCCCUCAUCUUGUAAAGCUUGCUAGGUGCAGGAACAACACAGGGCUUUAAUGUGCCAGAAUUCCAGGGGUUUCCUUCAUUUUUUUUCAGAAUUCUAGGGUUUUCCUUCAUUUUUCAGCAAUCCAGGGUUUUCCUUUAAUGUGCCAGAAUUCCAGGGUUUUCCUUCAUUUUUUCAGCAAUCCAGGGUUUUCCUUUAAUGUGUCAGAAUUCCAGGGGUUUCCUUCUUUUUGUUAGAAUUUCCAGGGUUUUCAUCUCUUUCCCUGAAGGAGCCCUGGAGUUGGAGUUGCUGGGAUUGAGCCACUUGUAGGAGGAGACAGAGCAAAGCCAGUGGUUGGAAUUAAAACCACAAAAUGUCUUUGUAUGCAGAACUUUGCCAAUAAAAUUUUGGUCACAGGUUGAUUUCCUUUAGUUUAAGACUUGAUAUUUAGUUAUUGACAGUUGAAAUAACCUUAUUUUCUUUCUUAUCCAUAUCAUUGAAAGGCUAAUCAUCACCUUUUUUUAUUUUUUUUUUUCUUUCCCAAGUAAAAUAAAAGGAAUAAAAUGUCUUCACAGUCACAUAAAGCACUUGUUUCCUUGCAGGUUUAGGUUUUUAAAGGUGCUGGAAAAUAGUGAAUUUUGCAACCAGUUAGACUGAAAAACAUACAAAAGGUUUAACUUCAUCACACCCUCGGAGUGCAUGCCUGGGCCAGCUCUGCCCUGGGGAGCUGCAGUGGUGCCUGAGGGGUUUUGCUGCAGGUUCUGAAUGAUGUCAGAGCAGGAUUUGGCAGAUGUGGUUCAGAUUGCUGUGGAGGACCUGACUCCUGAUAAUCCAGUUGUGUUGGAGAACCAUGAGGUGGCAGAUGAUGAUGUGGAACCUGCCCUGAAACGUCAGAGGAUAGAAAUCAACUGCCAGGAUCCCUCUAUCAAGUCGUUCCUGUACUCCAUCAACCAGACCAUAUGCCUGAGGCUGGACAGCAUCGAGGCCAAGCUGCUGGCCCUGGAGGCCACCUGCAAAUCCCUGGAGGAGAAGCUGGACCUGGUGAUGAACAAGCAGCACAGCCCCAUCCAGGUGCCCAUGGUGGCCGGGUCCCCGCUGGGCGCCACCCAGACCUGCAAUAAAGUCCGAUGUGUUGUCCCUCAGACCACGGUGAUCCUCAACAACGACCGGCAGAACUCCAUCGUGGCCAAGAUGGUGGGGCAGGAGGAGCCGCUGAGCAGAGCAGCAGAUUCCCUGGAGAACAUCCUCAGCAACGCGGUGCCGGGCCGCCGGCAGAACACCAUCGUGGUGAAGGUGCCCGGGCACGACGACAGCCACAACGAGGACGGCGAGAGCGGCUCCGAGGCCAGCGACUCGGUGUCCAACAGCGGCCAGGUGGGCAGCCAGAGCAUCGGCAACAACGUCACCCUCAUCACCCUCAACUCCGAAGAGGAUUACCCCAACGGGACGUGGCUGGGCGACGAGAACAACCCCGAGAUGCGGGUGCGCUGCCCCAUCACGCCCGCCGACAUGCUGCACAUCAGCACCAACUGCCGCACGGCCGAGAAGAUGGCCCUCACCCUGCUGGAUUACCUCUUCCACAGGGAGAUCCAGGCCAUCUCCAACCUCUCGGGCCAGGGCAAGCACGGCAAGAAGCAGCUGGAUCCUCUCAUGAUCUACGGGAUUCGCUGCCACCUGUUUUACAAGUUUGGCAUCACAGAGUCGGACUGGUACCGCAUCAAGCAGAGCAUCGACUCCAAGUGCAGGACAGCCUGGAGGAGGAAGCAGCGAGGCCAGAGCCUGGCUGUGAAGAGCUUCUCCAGGAGAACCCCCUCAUCCUCCUCCUACAGUGGCUCAGAGGGCUCGCAGAGCUCGGUGUCAGCCUCCAGCGAGCUGCAGCAGAACCAGCCCCAGGCCCUGCACUACGCCCUGGCCAACGCCCAGCAGGUCCAGAUCCACCAGAUCGGAGAGGAUGGACAAGUGCAAGUAAUCCCACAGGGCCAUCUCCACAUAGCCCAGGUGCCCCAGGGGGAGCAGGUCCAGAUCACGCAGGACAGCGAGGGAAACCUGCAGAUCCACCAAGUCCACGUGGGGCAGGACGGGCAGGUGCUGCAGGGGGCUCAGCUGAUCGCCGUGGCCUCGGCCGAGCCCGCGGCCGGCGGCGUGGACGGCUCCCCGCUGCAGGGCAGCGACAUCCAGGUGCAGUACGUGCAGCUGACCCCCGUGACAGACCACGCUGCCACCAGCCAAGGCACUGAUUCCCUUCAAUCAGCAAUCCAGCCAGAAAUGCAGAUAGAACACGGAGCCAUCCAAAUCCAGUGAGAGGAUUGUGGAAUGUUGGGGAGCUGGCAAUGAACUCCAGCCAGAAAUGGAGUGGGAAAGGCUGGAAAAACCUCCCAGACCUCAGACCCUCCAGCCUUGCCCUGCUCACCCACACCUGGGAUAAUUCCAACUUCAGUCAGAGCUGCAUCGCGACACCAAUCCAAGUCCUGGCCUUCAAACAAAACCCCGUGGGCUGCACUUAAAUCCACUCAGAGAGGACAAAACAAAUUUUUCGUGGGGAGAGGAAGAACUCUCCUGCAUCCAAACUGUGAGACUCCAUCCCUGCCCACCCCGUUGGUCCCUCCUGUGAAAAUGGAAUGUCUGCAGAUGUUUGGGGUAUUGCUGCCCUGCAGUACCUGCUUUGCCACGUAGGGAAAGUUCCAGAGCUCAGAUAUUUUUCACUGUUGGAACAGCCUUUUUUUUUAAUUUGCUAUGGUGUUUAUAACAAAAAAAAAGGAAAAUAUUUAAAAAAAGGAAAAAUUCCUUGACAGCAAGUCUUGGCCUUUUGCUGGUGUUUUCUGUUCAGUGUCAUGAAAACUGUAUUUGCAGAAGACUAACACUUUUGUUUGUACUGUUGCUUAACUACUUUUCUAGGGGAAAAUGCUUUAAAAAUGCUGUAAUUACGCAUUUCUAAUGAAAAAUAAAUGUGUAUUUAUGAAUA